Mytilus trossulus (common blue mussel) is the source of this 13074-nucleotide messenger RNA. RefSeq names its product chondroitin sulfate proteoglycan 4-like. The transcript has 3 exons. Gene Ontology annotation, biological process: anatomical structure morphogenesis. NCBI's taxonomy places the organism in Eukaryota, Metazoa, Mollusca, Bivalvia, Mytilida, Mytilidae. The coding region runs from base 124 to 7263 and encodes 2379 amino acids. The record is from RefSeq and is a predicted model, not a curated record.
CAACAAAGUGCGAGAAAAUGCGAGACUUCAAUAAAAACAGUAGAAAUGGAUUUUGCACAUAAAAAUCUUUUGUGCAUUAAAAUGCAAUUAGGAAUAAUGAUUUAUGAAUAUAUUUGAAUUAAAAUGGAUUUCCAACCAAGUCUAUUUGUUCUGGUUUGGUUUUCCAGCGUAGGUCCAGUUGUUGUGAAUACAGCCUCCUUUUAUGGUGACAGCUACAUCAAUCUUCCAUUUCAAGAUGAUUCAGACACAACUCAACUUCAGCUAAGAUUUAGAACUUCUCUUCCUAAUGGACUUUUGUUUUUGGCAUCUGGAACAACAGACUAUCUAUCUGUUGUCAUCAAAAACGGAAAAUUACAAGUGGAACUUGAUCUGGGAUCUGGGGUCAUCUUACUAGCCUCAGAAAAAAACAAUCAGCUGAAUGAUGGAAAUUGGCAUCGAGUUAAAUUUCAACAAAAAGCCUUGUCAUUUAAUCUAAUAAUAGAUGAUGAUGAAAUCAUUAAAACAGACGGGAAAGGUUCACUAACAAAGCUUAAUAUUCAAAAUGGCAUUUAUUUAGGAGGGUUACCAUCAGACAUUUCAAGUAUUUCUGGAAAUAGUUAUCAAAAUUUUAGAGGAUGCUUGCAAAAUGUUUUAUACAAUCAGUACAAUAUUCUGAAUUUGGCGCUUGAAUUACCAGGGGAGAGCAUAAAUCACAUUUCAUGGAACUGUGAGGAGGAAUUUGGAGCAAAAAAGUCCAAUGAAAUUAGCUUUUCUACAAGUAUAUCUUAUGCAUCUUUUCCUCGUUUAGACUUUAGAUCAACAGGUUCUAUAACUUUGGAAUUUAAAACUCUUCAGAAAAAUGCUCUUUUAUUGUUGAAUUUUGCCAAAAAAGAGGAAAACACUCACUUACUUACCAUUGAAAUAUUAAAUGAGAGAUUAAAGUUGAAUGUAAAUCGGGGUGGCACAACAUUAAGUUUAAAUUCAGAAGUUUCCAUAAGUGAUGGCAAAUGGCACCUUAUCGAAGUAGUUUUCUAUGAUGACAGAUUUGUUUUUGGAGUAGAUGUUGAAAGGCAACAAUCCAGAUAUAAUUCAGGAGACAGUAGGAGCUUUAGACUGACCAGUGAUCUGUUUAUAGGAGGUGUAGAUCAAAUACAACAAGGAAGUGUUAAAGAUUCCAAAUUAUUUACGUCUCCAACCUCAUUUCAAGGAUGUGUAAGAAAUAUUGUGAUAAAUAAAGAGGCAUUUGGCUUUCCAGACAUUACAUCUAGUAAUGGCCUAAGUGUGGGUUGUAUAUCUCAAAGCCCUUGUAUGUCAAAUCCAUGCGAGUCAGAUUACCGAUGUGAAGAAACUAAGGAAGGCUAUGAAUGUGUCUGUAUGUCAGGUGACUGUUCAAUUGUUCUGGAAGAAACACCUGAAAGAAAGCAUACAAAUAAUGAUCAAGGUGACUCUGUUGUAUUUGUCACCCCAUUAUCGGCAAGGGAAGGGGACGAAACAGUUAUAACAACAAGUAACAUUGACAUUCAGUUCAAUUAUAGAAGAUACAAUAUUAGAGAAUCAGCCAUUCAAUUUUACGUUCUUGAAAAGCCUAAAUUUGGCUCCUUUAGAAUUGAUUUAGGGAGAAGAAGGAAUAGUGAUGUUUUUACACUAUUGGAUUUGAUUGGGGGAAAAGUGUCAUAUACUCACAAUGGCGAGGAGGAAUUUAGUGACAGCGUUAGCAUUGAAAUGUUAAUCAUUGGAAAUGAGGAUAAGGUUAUUCCAGAGAAACUUACUCAAAAAUAUGCUUUUGUUCUGCCGAUUAUUGUAACACCGGUUAAUGAUCCUUCUAUCAUAAGCACUCAAGGAAAUGGAUUUAUUAAAAUGGCUAAAUAUUCGGCAUUUGACAUAAAUAAUGAUAUUUUAUCAGUUGUUGACCCGGACAGUGACCUCAAAGAUAUAGUUCAUACAACAUCUUGCGAUAUACAAAAUAAUAGAAAUUAUUUUCAGCGAAAAAACAGCCCAGGUUUGAAAAUUAAUACGUUUACUCAAGAAGAAGUUCAAAAUGGAAUCAUUCAGUUUGUUGACAAAACUAGAAGAACAACAAGAUGUGAUGUCACAGCCAAUGAUAAAGGGGAUAGAACUAAUUCUUUAACUUUGACCUUUCAACCUGUUGAACUUUAUGUUGCUUUAUUGUUUGCAUCACGUAUCAAGGUGGCAGCUAGUAGCUAUAUAAUUUUAACUAAUUCGAAUCUUAAUACCCGAACUAAUGUACCAUUACAGAAGUUAAAUGUUACCUAUCAAAUAACAUCACAACCACUUUUGGGAAAUUUAGAACUUUUACAGUCAGACCAAAGUUGGACCAAAGUUACUCAUUUUAAUCAACACAAUAUUGACAAUAGUGAAAUUCGUUAUAAACAUACCAACAUAUCAUAUAGAGGACCUACUGACCAAUUCUCAUUCAUUGUCAAAUGCUUGAAAGAUAAACUUCCUCAAAGUACUAUUCCUGUUGAUAUAAUUCCACUUUCAAUUACAGUUAAUACGCCAAACUCUGUCAAAGCUGAUGGCUCAAAGGGAUAUUUCCUUUUGACAAAAGACAAAUUAGAAGCUGGGACAAAUAACCAUGAACAGCCACCAGGCGAUAUCCAAUUUCAAAUUUCACGACCUCCAGCUCAAGGUCACUUGUAUCAUGUAUCAACCAAUGAAAAUUUAGGAAAUAAGUUAAAAGGGUCAAACUUUCUAGCUCAAGGUGAUUUAUUUACUCAAAAAGAUAUUAAUGAUGGACUGAUUGUGUUCAAACUUGACAGGAAAGUGUUUGACACACUUACUGACUUCAUAGACUUUAGAAUACAAGUUCGUGAAGCGCGAUCAAAACUAUUCAGAUUGAGAUUUCAAAUCUUACCAGAACAAACAGAUAUUAAAUUCAUUAACAGUCCAUUGACAAAUGUUUUUGAGGGUGAACAAAAAGCAAUUGAGAAAGAUGACUUAUAUCUUGAAACAAGUGAGUAUAGAGAAUUUGAAUAUACCGUCAUUGAUUUUCCAAAACAUGGAAUCCUGUUAACUGUUCAUCCUAGAUCCAUGGGUAUACUUGAAAGAAACAUUUCUAAAUUUACUAAUGAAGAUAUUCGAACUUUUAAAAUUAUUUAUCAGAAUGAUGAUUCUGAGAGUGUUACAGACUCGUUCAGUUUUAUUGCUGUGCCAAUUAUUCAGAGCACAAACAAACCAACAGUUAAAGAGCAUGAGUUUCAUGGAACAUUUCAGAUCCAAAUAACAAUGAGAAAUGACCAUUACCCUAUACGAUUGGUUGAUAAAGUCUUUCAUGUUGUGUCAAAUAGUGAUCAUGUGUUGACAUUAGAUGAUUUAGCAUUCGGAGAUCCUGACAUAGACUUUAAUGCUAUGAAUUUGGUGUACUCUCAUCGUGGUGUAUCAAAUGGUGACUUCAUAUUCACUGAUAAUAAGACAGCUGUUUAUAGGUUUACACAAGAGAACAUAGCCGAUGGUGAUAUUUCUUUCCGAACCAAAGGAACCGUUUUGAUUGGACGAGCAGUAAUGCAUGUCUCAGAUGGACAGUUUGUAACUACAAGUUUAUUCGAGAUUCAAGCAUCUAAUCCUUACAUUAAGAUUGUUAAUAAGACAGGAAUUAUUGUUAAAAGUGGAAAAUUUGAAUUUAUUUCUUCUUUGAACUUGAGUGUAGAAACAAAUAUAGAUUGUCAACCAAAUGAACUUAAAUUUGUUCUGAUUGAGGAACCACGAUAUGGAAAAGUAGAAAAGAACCAUAGGGAUGUUGCAGAAUUUACUUACAAGGAUAUUUUAAGUCAAAGAGUUAGUUACAAGCAUAAUGGUAGAAAUGGAUUUGAAGAUGCAUUUCAAUUCAUAGUAAUGACACAAAAUGCUCAGGUACAAGGAACAUUCCCAAUUCGAAUCAUAACAGAAAGUCAUAACCAUCCACCAAGAAUCAUAAACAAUAACCUUAUAGAAGUACAGGAAUUACAAGAGGUGGACAUUACAAAGGAUUAUUUAGAAGUAUCUCAUCCUGACACGCUUCCCUCUGGUAUAACAUACACAGUUAAAAGCCAGCCUCAGCAUGGCCGCUUGCUAUUGGUUGGACACAGAGAAAACAUAGUGAAUCGUUUCACACAGGAAGAUAUAAAUAAUAACAAUUUAAAGUUCCGUCAUACACAAUCUGGUCCACUGGAUGAUUUCUUUACUUUUGAUGUUUCAAAUGGUUUUAUGAGUUUGCGAAAUUUACAAUUUGUCAUGGAAAUUCUUCCUUCAUUUCUUGAAAUUGAUUCAAAAAAUUUAACUGUAAGAGAAGGAGGCAGAGUCCCUCUGACUCCAUCACAUCUGAAAUUAAAAAAUCGGUAUUAUAACAGUAAAUUAGUUGACUAUGAAGUUUUACGUCAGCCAGGAAAUGGACAGAUUGAAACUAUAAGAAAUUUAGGAGCACCACUGGCUUCAUUUACAUCAGAAUCUAUUCAGAAUGGAGAAAUAUUUUAUGUUCAUGACAAUAGUGAAAUGUCAAAUGACAAUUUUAUUCUGAAAGCUGCUGUCGACAAUAGAAAGAAGGAGAGUAGGAUGACAGUGAUGCAUGUAGCUAUCAAAUCUAUCAAUGAUAAGCCUCCGUCAGUUGUUGUCAAUAAGAAACUAGAAAUAUGGAGGGGAUCUAUGACAUUAAUUACAAAUAAUAACUUGAAAUCGUCAGAUCCUGAUUCACCACCUGAAAACAUCAGAUACACAAUAACUCAGCCUACAAAUGGUCAUGUGGCAUUUCUUAACAACACCUUCAGAGGUAUAGCAUCCUUCACACAAGCAUUGGUCAAUGCUGGACAAGUGACCUUUGUUCAUCAGGGGGCAGAUAAUGGUGAAUUCAGCUUCCAUGUUUCUGAUGGUGUCAACAGUGAUGGUCGCUUACACAAGUUUUAUGUGACUGCCAGAUCUUUGUUUGUCACAUUGGUUAGAAAUUUAGAACUGAAGGUUUAUCCUGGGAGAACUCAAGCCAUUACUAUCAGUCAUUUAUACGCCAAAACAAAUGAUCCUGGGAAAACUCAUCCAAUCAUAUACAAUGUUAUGGCAAAACCAAAAAAGGGUAGAAUUAUCACUCGAUAUAAUCAACGACCACUAGAACUGCAGUCAUUUAAACAAGAUGACAUAGAAAAUGGACUUAUCUUUUAUGAACACACAUCAUUUGAUACUGAAUGGGAUGAAAAAGAUGUGUUUACUUUUGAAGUUUCCUCCUUGUAUGCCUCCCCAGUCCAAGAUCAGAGGUUUCAGAUUGACAUUUCAUACACAAACAUAGAUAGAAGGGGCAGUGCCACUUUUAACGAAAAAGGAAAGUUAUCAGUUAAAGAAGGAGGGGAGGUAAUUCUUACAAGAGAUCAUGUUGAUGUGACUGAUUACAUUCAGAGAUUGCAUACAGUAGAUAGACAGCGUGUGGAUGUUUCAUUUAUAUUGGCUGCUAUACCAAAGCAUGGCAAUAUCUUGUUGCAUGGAAAUGAAUUGAUGCUUGGCCAGUCUUUUACACAGGACAAUAUCAAUAGGCGACAAGUUAAAUACAAACAUGAUGAUUCAGAAACCAUUGAGGAUAAUUUUAUGGUUAAGUUAGAACUUUUGGAUGGUGGUAAACUUCCAAACAGUGCUGCAUUGAAUUUUACUGUCAAAGUAACGCCUGUAAAUGAUGAAUUAUUCCGACUUGUCACUACCAAUCCACGUUUAUAUGUCGUUCAAGGACUCAAGGUUGACAUCACAAGUAAUGACUUAAAAACUGAAGAUUUAGAUACUCCCUCAGAUCAAAUUAUUUAUGAACUUACAAUCUUACCCAAAAAUGGAAUUAUAGCUUUCAAUGGUAAUCCUCGUCAGCUGAUCAAUAGAUUUUCUCAGAAGGAUAUAAACGAUGGAAAAAUACAAUUCCAACAUGAUGGUAAAAGUCCAUCAACAACUUUUCAUUUCAGUGUAUCUGAUGGGAUGUUCCCCGCCAUCAGCAGGUCGUGUUACAUUACUGUCAUUCCAGUGUCUAUAGAACUAAUUAACGAACAACACAUACAGCUGAUGCAGUCAGAUAACAUUGUAGAUAUAACAGGUCAGAACGUAGCUGUGAAAACUAAUGGUCUCAAGAAUAAUGUGUACUAUAAUAUCACUUCCCCACCCCGUUACGGAGCUAUUUAUUCUGGCAAGUCAGUGAUCUUGUCUUUUAAACAGACUGAUAUAGAUGACGAGAUAAUAUACUACAAACAACAUGAUCUUAGUUCUUACGUAGAUUUCUUUAUUGUGGAUGUGUUUUAUCCUGGAAUAGUCCCUUUAGCGGUGAUUCAUAGUAGAAAAAUAAACAUUGGUGUAGAACCACUGAUUGUUACAAACCCAUUUACAGCCAGAAUAGGUGAAAAAGUGGCUAUAACUACUAAAUAUUUAGAUGCAGGAAAGCUUGCUAACAUUACUGGACAUAUGCCUCAGUUCAAAAUCAUUCAAAAGCCAAUACAUGGCCGAAUAUUGGGUCCAAAAAGAGUGAAAAGAAAUACUGAUUUGGAAACUCAUUAUGACGACAUUGCAUAUUUUUCUCAUGACGAUAUCGUACAAGGCAAUGUGUUUUAUUCCGUCGAUAACAUUCCAUACCAGGAAGGAUUAUGGGAUAGCUUUGGGUAUAUGUUGUCGGCUGAUAGUGUACAACCAGCUGCUGGUAGAUUUAGUAUAAAACUAGCCCCUCCGGAAGGCUACACAACUCCAAGAAUACUCAAUGGUAAUAGUACAGAUGUAAAUCCUAAAGGUCGAGAGGUGAUAGAACCUGAAGUGAGAAGUGAUUUUGUAAUUGUUUUAGCAAUUCUUAUUCCAUUGUUCAUUUUACUCAUUAUAGUUUUGUUAGUGAUAUAUUUCAUUUGGAGAAGACGUCACCACCGAGAAUAUGUCCCACCUUCAAAUGAAAAAAGACUAAGGCCCUCAAUAUCUGGCCCACUGACAUUAGACCAACCUCAUGUUCAUAUUGAACCUCAACAGGAAGUGACUCCCUGUUCUGAUGAUGAGGCAUCGUUUUUUGACGAUCAUCAAAAUUAUUAUAACCUACCGCCACCGAGAGGCAGAAAUGAUGAGUAUAGACUCAUAACACAUGCUGAUGGAAAAUCAGAAGUUGGUUCAAAAGUGCCGCAAUGUAAAGUGAGGUUAUUAGCAGACGACAAUGAAAGUGCGAGUAGAAUGUCUGGAUAUAGUGUUAAAUCAGAUACAAGUACUGAACUGUUUGAAUGGUCAUCUUUAAUGGAUCCUGAAAUACUGCAGCACUGUAGAACCACAAAUCCAGUUUUACGUGAUAAUCAGUAUUGGGUGUAAUCCUAAUUUGUUUUUGUUAUCUUACACUGAAUGUUCAUUUUUUUGUUUUUCAUUAUCAAUGUUAAAAAAAUAUUUCCAUGUGUUGCCAAAACUUAUUAUUGAACUAGUGCUACCUGAGCUUGCUAAAUGAAAUUGUUUUCUCCUAAAAUAGAAGAAAAAAUUUGUUAUGUUAAUGUUAAAUUUUUUUAAAAACAAGUUUUAUCGAUGUACUUUAACAUGUUGCAUGAAGAAUGUACUUAAUAAUCACUGAAAUUUCUUAAUGUAUCUAGAUAAAUUCAGAAGAUAUUAUGAAAAACACAUUUUAAUAAAUAUAGAGCAAGGUAAAGAAAACACAAGUGUAUAAUUCAUCAGUAAUCUCUUCUGUAAGAUGCUUCUAGCUAUGGCAAUUAAAACAUUAAACAUUUAAACAUUUAAACAUUUAAACAAGAUCAUCCAAAUUAGAAUGUAAUGAUUUUAUUGCUUGUUUGACAUUCAUGAUUUUGAUUUUCUAUGACCUUUUGUUUUAACUAUUUAACUAUGCAUUGUAAAUGUGAUUUUAAAGUCUUUUGUAUGCUUAUCAUUACAUACAUAGCUUUGUAUGCAAAGAAAUAUUUUCCGGUUCUCGUUUGACCAUCUUUUGAAAGCUUUUGCUUUAUGUGUGAUACAGUAGAUUUUUAACAAAACAUUGGUCAUUUGCAAUCAUCAUUUAUAUUUUCUAUAUUGUCUAUCUGGUUUAAUUUUUAUUUACAAUAUACACUUUGUUUAGUUUGAAAUAGUUGAGGUUUUUGUAUCACAAACUGUCCAAGCGUGACUUAUUUGGCAGUUGAAGGUAUUUAAGAUGUGUAUCUACAAAUUCACUGGUCAAGGUCGUUAAAAACUUCCAUCAUCAUUGGCUGAUUUUGUCAAUUUAUCUGAGAGGUUAGUGAUAUGGAAAUGACUUUUAAUAGAUGCAACAGAAGUUGAAAUAUUUUGUCUUUGUCCUGAUAAAAGCACUCAUUAAUGAAAGCUUAUAAAAGUAAAUCGAAAAUGUAACAUUUUUUUUUAAGAGUUUGGUUUAAAUUUGUUGCAAUCAAAUAUACCAUACAUGUGCAUUGUAUAGUUGUGUUGGUUUAACAUUUUGUGAUAUGUGAGGUGCUAGUAUGUUAACUAAUCAAAUGAGAUUGUAAUGUCAAAGUUUUUCUGGAUGUAAACAAGUAACUUUUUUUUAUAGAACCACAGUGUAUAUCAGAAUUAUGUAAUCAUUGAAACUGACAGUUCUUAUUCAUCAAGUUCACCACAAAUUACAUCUAGUAGUUCAGCUAAGAGAAACAUUUUGUAUGUGCACCAGAGGCGGAUUCAGGGGGGGUGCCCUCCCCCUUUUUGGGAAAAAAUUUGGUUGCUUAUAUAGGGAAUCACUGAAGCAUGACUGGAGCGGGCCCCCUCUUAGGUCAGUCAGUGGGCCCCAACUUAUGAAAAAUUCUGGAUCCGCCACUGUGCACUUUACAUUUUAUAAGUUUUUUUCACUUGAGAUUUAAAAAUAAUAUAACCAUGAUAACUGUCAUUUCUAUAAGCCUAAGCCUUUUGAUCUUUUUAUGAAAUUCAUUUGGAAUUUUGUAAAUGUACACUUAAUGCAUAGUUUUCAUUUUUGUUGUCAAAUUAAUCUAACAUAAUGCUUGAGUUAUUUAUAAUAUGCAUUAGAUUCGAGAUUCUUCGUAGUUGGAAACAGUUCAGAAUAAGUGAAUAAGUGAUAACAUUAUACAAUUUUUCAUAGUCAACAAAUAAAUUAGAAAUGUCUGGAACCUAAUAUGAAUCUUUCCAUUUUACCAUAUCAGUUAUUUUAAUCAACAUUAGUUUUAUUAAAAACAUUCUCCACUCCAGUCAUAUAUGCCAGUAUUGGUGUUUUAAGCACAUUUUUCUAAUGGCUCUAGCUCAAUCAAUCAGAUCUCAGACCUUCGUCUGUAUGCUGGAAUCAUCUGAUCAUAUUUACUGCCAUAAAGUUUGAUCUUAUAACAUUGAUAUUAGUCUGUUUGCUUUUCCUGAUGGUAAUUUAUUGAUAUUUUUGGUUUUUCCAAUCUCAUAUCAUAUAAUUAUUCCAAUUGUCCAUAUAUAUGUUCUAUAAAAUUGUUAGACUAAGUAUGUUACAAUGAAAGGUUAUUUAGUAAUGGGUCAUUUAAAAUGUAUACCUAGAGUAAUAGAGAUGGAGUCUUUUUAAUUAGUUUAGACACCAGAUCUGCCUCUCUCAAAUAAACAUUACAGAUUUCCUAGUUUUACACAUACAUGUAGGUUUAUUGUAUUAUAAGAGAUUACAUAUAGAUCUGAUAAGUAACAGUGACCACACUGAGUGUAUUAUAAUUGUUUUUCCUUACUUUAAAGGACACUUUUAUUGUCCAAAUUGAAAACAAAUUAGUAGCAACGGUUCUAUUAAGUUAAUGGCUCUUUGUCCAGAUAUUGAAUUAGAUAGGUAAAUGAAGGUGUCUCCCUGUUUAUUACUGAUGUUGAGGUUAUUAGGGACAAACAGCUAGGAUGCUUCUCCUUUUCAUCUCUAUAAUGUAUUAUUCAAUAGUAAUAUAAAAAGGUGUUCCCUCAAUGGUGUAGGAAUGAAGCGUAUGAUAUAAUUUUCUACUGUGAAUGGAUAUUAUACAAUUUUUCUGACUGUAAAAAUCAAUGUAAUGUGAUUAGUGUCUAGAUGUCUGUUCUUUCUAUGUGGAUCUGAGAGAAAAGCAACUAGGUUAAUUCUAGAAAACCUUUGGGAUUUCCGUUUUCUUCUAAUUUGUUAGAGUGAUAAUGAAUUUUAGCUCUAUAAUUAUUAAUAUCUGACUUUAUUUAUUUAAAUUGCUUCCAAAUGGUUUUAUGUCAGAACGGGGAGCAUUGCAUAAGUGUCUUUAGAGAGCAUUAACUUUAUGCAGUUCAGUAGUUGUAUGAAACAGUAAAUAAGUUAUUUUAUCUUUUUGCCAAUAAAUUUACAUUAAAUUCUAUUAAUGUUAUAGAACAGUUUGAUAAGGAUUUUAUUGAUAAAUGUUAAUCACUGUUUGGAAGAGAAGAAAUCUUCAGUUUGUGUUGGAAUUUUUUAAGAACAUUGCCUAGUUCUUAUCAUUAUGCUUAAAAAUUGGUUUUGCCAUAAAGAAAAUCCUGUGUAUAGCUAUAACUGUUGUUAAUAUAACACAAAGCCCUCUAUAUGCCUGUAGUUAUAUUGCAUCAAUCUAUAUUAGACAAUGGUUUGAUAACAGCAGUAUUUAUUCAGUUCUAUAUUAGGCAGCCGAGAAGUUUUGAUUAGGUUAAGUUUAUCUUGUGCUGUAAUCAAUCUGUUGAUGAGAAGACAUCCUACUCAAUCAGAGGACAAUGACGGGAGAAUUAUUGAUUUAUAUAAACGAACGAUGCUUUUAAUUAUUAUAUUCUGGGUUCCUUUUGUUUUGCUCAACCCAGUUAGAGGAAAAUGAACAAUUUGAGAACAAACAGGCUCUUAGUAUAAAUGUACUUUAGAAACUUUAUUACAUUGUAGGUGUGGAUCAAGAAUGUGAUUUGGGGUUGGGAUGGGAUUGGAGGUACCCCUGUCUUAAUUCUAUGCAAAUAAGCGUACUUUGAUAAAACAAUGCUUAUACGAUGAAACAUAUUUCCACUUGAAAGGUUUAACAACAAUGAAGAUAGUAAGUUUUGUAAAAUGGCAAAAGCUUUUUCCCUGAAUCUUUUUAGUACCAGACUGCUUAUAAAACAGAGGAGGCAGAAUGGACAUAGUUAGGAUUUUUUUCUUUAACUUUUAUAAUUGAUGGAAAAAACAAAACAAACAAAAAUUAAAUACAUUCAUUUUGUACUAAGCCAGCCAGCUUAUAAGGAAAACACUCUUUAAUUUUUUUUGAGGGGUGAAAUACAUGAUUUUGAAUAUCAAUUUAGGAACUAGUUAUAGUUUUGCUUAAUGGUUCUGAAGUUCGAAGCUUUGAUAUAUGAAAACAGUAUUAUGUUGCGACCUAUACUUAUUCGUUAUUUUGAAAGACUUAUAACCCAUUCAUCUUACAAUGUUGCAGUAUUGAAACUUACAUAAGAAUCCAUGUGUUUUCCUUAUACAUUAUAAAUUUAGUACUAUGGUUUCAUUAUUAGUUCAUGAAGUACUUUGUGUGUAAAAAAUUGCCGCUUUUAGGGACUAGAUAUAUUUACACAAAUGUUCUUAAUUUAACUCAAAAUCAUGAAUGUAAUCUACAUAUAUGUAACUUGUAUAUAACUGUAAUGAAUAUGUGAUAGGUUUAAUUAACCAGCCUUAUAUGUACAAAGAUUGUGAUAUAUAUGGACAGCUUUGUAUCAUUAUGCAUGUAUGUUAUUUUAUAAUUGACAAUUUUUUUCGUGCUUCAUUGUGCUUGAGGAGUGUGAACAUGUUGCAUGAGUGUUGAAUCAUAUAAUCAAUACCUUACUUAGGAUUCCAUUCACCCAGUCAUCAGAUGUGUUGUUAUAUCAUUAUUGUACAAUUUUAGUAUUAGUUUUCACAAAAUUACAUGUCAAUUUACAAUCAAGAUUAACAAAAUGGGAUAGUGUUUUUAUGGACAGAUGUUAAACCAUGGUGAUUCAUAUAUCAGUAAAUUAAUCAACAAUCAACUAUAUAAGUGACAAAAUGUUAAAUAUGGACAUGUUAAUGUUUAAAAUCUUCACUGCUGAUUGCAUUUGAUGAGAUUUCUUGCUUUCUUUAGAACUUCUUAUAUAAAAUAUCAAAGUAGUUAAAAAUCCCACUUCUGCACUUUAAAGUUUUUUCUCGAUUUUAAGUCAUUUUUAAAACCAAUAAAAAUAACUGUUAUAGCAAACCAGUACUGGUACAUAUGGGUACUGUUAAAUUAAAAUAACAUCUGCUAAACUGAAAUAUCAGUUCCAUUAGAAGUAUUGAGGAAAUUGAAAAUUAUGUUCAGCAAGAGCAGUUCCUUUGACAGCUAUUUCAAUUAGUGCCUGAUGUUUCAAAUUUCCUGAGCUUUGAAAGUGGGAAGAGUUCUUUGUAAAGAGAAUUCUCUCAUGGUUAAGAAAAAAAAUAUUUCAUAGGUUUGAUCUGAAGUAUUGUGCAUUUUGAAUUUUAUUUAGUACAUGCUACACAGAAGACUAUUUCUAAAUACCCAACUUAAAAUUACGAUUUAAUUGGGAAAGCAUAUAUUAGAUUAUCUUGAUGGUAUAUUUUUGGGCAAAAAUAAAGAAAGCUAUUUGUAUAUAUUUGAUUGGAUAUUGGAAGUUGCAAUCCCUUCAUUACUUUAAAACGGCUUUGUAUUCAAAGCAUAAUUAGCAAAAAAUUACAAAAAGGGAAAGGGAGAAAUUGUUUGGAGAGAAUCUAAAGAGUCAUAUACCUGUCCUUUAUAAAGUGUCCUAGUGGGAUGACUAGGGGUAAUGAACAGGGUUGAGUUCAAUAUUGUAGCUGCUACACAGUGCUACGUAGAUUUUGACUAUUGAACGUGUAGCUAUAUACUAGCUGCUACAUAAAUUUUGAUAGCAGCUAGCUGCUACGAUAUUGAACUCAACCCUGUUGUCUAAAUUAAUAAGGAAAGGGGUGGAUGUCAUUAGGUUUCGAAGAUGGAAUUGUAAGGAUAGAUCAUGGGAAAAGAGAUUAAGGGGGAGGGGGAGGGACAAAAAAUGUUGAAUAGAAGUCAGAAUGAAUGAAGUAAAACAAUAAUAUUGUGAGAAAGUGCUGUGUAUAAUGCUUUUUGUAACUUGUAAACUUUUGUUGAUGUUAGUGAAAAAUGUUUGGUUGUUAUUUUGUUUGAAUGAGAUUGUUAUAAAUGUUUUUUGAGUAUAUAUGCAAUAUCAUUAAUUACACUUUGUUACUUAUUUUCUUUUGUUUUGAGAAUACUUGUGCCAAUUGGGGAUACAAGAAAUAAAUCAUGUUCAAAUACA